CUAAAACGUUCACAUCACAUGACUGGAACAUUCUUCCUCAUGACACAGUGAAUCUGCAGCCAGACACUGAACGAACGUCGUAACUCCAUUUAUAACUUACAGACAGUCGUAUAAACGCACAGAUACGCGCUGAUAGUCUUCUGUACGCAGGCUUUAGUACGUAGUGUUCAGCGCUCGGAGUUUAACGCUUCUUCUGACAGACGUCAGUACAGACUGUGGCAUGAUGGUCAAACGGUGUUACGCUGCAGGUGUCUGCUGGACUCUUCUGAUGGGGUGUGUGUUUGCGGCUCAUGCUGUGUCGUUUGAGGUGACUGAUGGAAACUCCACCUGCAUUAAAGCUGAACUCAGCGCCAACUUCAGCAUCUCCUACAACACCACCAAUGGAACGAGUGUGGUGAGUUUUGCGCUACCGUCCUCCGCAGUGGUGGGAAGCAGCAGUUCCUGCGGAGCCGGUGAUGUUCCUCCAGAGCUGGUGGUGUCGUUCGGUGCAGGUCACGCUCUGGCUCUCGUGUUCUCCAGCGACGGAUCGCUGUACCGGGUCACCAACAUGAGCCUGCAGUACAAUCUCAGUGACACCGCCACCUUUCCACAAUCCUCCAGCUCAAGAAUUGUGUUGGUGAUGACAAACGUGUCGGAGAUCUCUGCGAGGAUGAACAGCACUUACAGGUGUCUGAGCUCCAUGCCCGUCAGUCUGAGCAACGAGGUCAACAUCACCUUCUCAGGUGUUCGCAUGGAGGCAUACAUGAACGGAGCAAACCUCAGCUCAAACGAGAGUGUUUGCAGUGCUGAUCAGACGGUUACGACCGCUGCCCCGACUCUAUCACCCAGAACCACCGUUGCUCCAUCACCUGUCCCACUGCCCACACCAGAGCGUGGAAACUACACCAUCACCAAUGGGAAUGGCACUGCAUGUCUGUUGGCGCUCAUGGGGCUGCAGCUCAACAUUACGCACCACUCAAAGUCUCUGAACAAGACCAUCAGUGAGGUCAUGAACCUGCAGCCCAACAGAACCACAGCCUCGGGGUCAUGUGGGGUCCCGAGGGCCACGCUGGUGCUGUCUGAGGAUCUCACCAACCUCACCUUCACCUUCACACUGAACCUGACCACACAGAAGUUUUAUCUGAGUGCUGUGAAUGUCUCGGCCUUCUGGCCUGACAUGACAGAUAGGUUUGUGGAGGAAAAUGGCUCCCUGAACUUCCUGCAGUGCAGCGCGGGCCGCUCGUACAUGUGCAGUGCGGAGCAGAAGCUUGCUGUGGUGCCCACCUUCUCCAUCAACACCUUCAGACUGCAACUGCAGCCUUUCAACGUCACUGCAAACCGCUUUGCUGCAGCGGAGGAGUGUCGUAUGGAUCAGGAGAACAUGCUCAUCCCCAUCAUCGUGGGAGCAUCUCUGGCCGGUCUGGUGCUGAUCAUCCUCAUCGCGUAUCUGAUCGGCAGGAAGAGGACACACGCCGGAUACCAGACCAUCUGAUUGUCUUUAUCAUCAUCAUCAUUCUCAGUCUUCACUGUGAUCAAACUGCAGCUGGACACACUGGAGUGAGAGUGAGUGUUUGUUGUAAGGUCAGAGGUCAGCUGCAGCGGUCACUCGUAUGUGUUUCGGUGUGGUGAGGUCAGCUGCAGAAGCAUUAGUGUGUGUGUGUGUGUGUGUGUGUGUGUGUGUGUGUGUGUGUGUGUGUGGUCUGUUAUGAAUGAUUGAAUGUGUUUGUGUGAAUGAUGAUUGCUUGAGUUCAGACGUUCAGCACAAACUGAACAAACCAGUUACUCUGACAAACCUUCACUCAUGGACAUCCUCAUCAAAGUCCUCAAAAAUAAUGUUUUAAUUGAAUGUUUUUAUUAUGUUCCUUUUGUUCUAAACAUGCUAAAUGUUAUCUUUGUGUAUGUAGUCAUUUUAAUUGGCUUUAAAUAAUAUAAUUUUAUGACUUCAGCUCAUUUUCAUAAGUGUGUGAGUGUGUGUUCAACAAUCUGUGUGUUCUAAAAUAUUAGCUCAGUAUAAAAACCAUUACUGUGUGUGUGUGUGUGUGUGUGUGUGUGUGUGUGUGUGUGUGUGUGUGUGUGUGUGUGUUUGUGAUGCUGGCAUAAAAUAACACCUGAUAUAAAUAAUAGAUGUUUGUUCUUGUUGUUUCUCGAAACAUGAAACCUGAAAAGAACCGCUGGUGAAUUACCCAUGAUCCUUCACACGAGCACAUGAUCAGCAGGUGUAAGGGGCCAUUCACACAGAAAGCGUUAGUGCUGAAAAACACGAGACGCUGCAGUGGAAUGGGAAAACAUGCGAGGCCUUUUAAAAAGUUGAGCACUGCAAUUUUAGAACGGUGUUUCAUGUAUGAGACGCUGAAAAAAACGGUCAAGCACAAAACAAUGGAAAGGCAGUGCAGUCGAAUGAAAACAUGUUCUGUGUGAAUCAACCCUAAAAACUCACAUGACUGAUGAUGAUGGUUUAAUAAGUUUUUUGAGUGGAAAGUAAAUCAUGAUGGUCUGAAUGGAUGGAUGAAUGAACGAACAAUUGUUUUUUUGUGCUUUUCGAAGACAUUUAAAGGGUGGGCCAAUGACGUCUUCAUCAGCUUCCUGACAAGAUUAUUAUGAUGAUAGUUCAUCUGUAGAACAGCAUGUUUAAGUAAAUAUGAUGAUGAUUAUGAAGCACACCGGUCAUGUUUCAUGGGAUUGACUUCACUGGAGUUUCUUUAUCCUGGUGAUUUGAUUGGUCACAAGCCGUUUGCUUCGGUCACUGACGCUCACUAAUCAGGUUCACUGGUUUCUUCGGCAAUGCUGUUAUUUUUGUAAUUAAUGUUUGUUUAAUUUUAUGCAUCAGGUUUUGAGGUUAAUAAAUAAAUAAUGACUUGC
Messenger RNA from Carassius carassius (crucian carp), 2838 nucleotides. It is a transcript of the gene lamp1a, whose product is annotated as lysosomal associated membrane protein 1a. The transcript has 9 exons. Lineage: Eukaryota; Metazoa; Chordata; Actinopteri; Cypriniformes; Cyprinidae. Gene Ontology annotation, cellular component: membrane. The coding region runs from base 221 to 1471 and encodes 416 amino acids. The record is from RefSeq and is a predicted model, not a curated record.